This is a messenger RNA of Danaus plexippus (monarch butterfly), 1244 nucleotides long. RefSeq names its product protein-lysine N-methyltransferase EEF2KMT. Bases 211 to 1206 code for a protein of 331 amino acids. The record is from RefSeq and is a predicted model, not a curated record. The transcript is spliced from 5 exons. Lineage: Eukaryota; Metazoa; Arthropoda; Insecta; Lepidoptera; Nymphalidae.
AAGUCUCAUAGCACAAAAGUUUAAAUUUGAAAUGACACUAGGAUUUCGUUUUUUUUAUAUUAUUCGUAUUGUUUUAUAAUUAACACUUAAGAAUAAAUAAUUACAUCAACAUGAACCUGUAAAUAAAGUCUGUGACAAUAGGCUUAUAAAAUAUAAGAUUUUAGUACAUAAGUACCUAUUUCGAACGAAAAAAAAAAACACAAUUUAAAGAUGGAUGAAUUAAAUAGUAACAGUAAUAAUACGGAUAAAGUUGAUGUCAUAGUUCGCAAUCUAAAGUUAUCAUUCUUCAAGGGCUCACAGUUUAAUUUUAACGACGGUGAUGUUAAACAAAUAACUUGGGACCAACAAAAUAAAUUUCUUAAUCAAACUAUUUAUUCAUCACAUUUUAAGAAAUAUCCAUGUAACCAAGAUUUUUGUAGGCUUUUUUUCAAGAACUUAAUAACCCAAAUUGAAAAAUAUCAUGAAGUACAUGAUGGCAUGUAUGAAUUCUUAUGUUCCUCAAUGAAAGAGAACAAGCAUAACACAUUUUCAUACCAGCACUAUUACAUAAAAAAUGAUGAAAAUAUCAUAACUAUUAAACAAACAAGAAAUAUGGUCUUAAAUGGUACAACUGGGUUAAAAACAUGGGAGGCUGCCUUCAUGCUGGCUGACUGGGCUCUAUUUAAUAAACAAAUGUUUUUUAAAAAACAUGUCCUUGAAUUGGGUUCUGGUGUUGGUUUUACUGGUAUAACAAUAGCUAAGUAUUGUGCCAUAGAAUCAAUGACUAUGUCUGAUCACCAUCCGGAAGUUCUCCAAGUUAUAUGUGAUAACAUAGAAAUUAACUUUCAAUCAGCAAAAAAAUGUACAACAUCUCAUUCUACUGUGUAUGAAAUAAAUGAUAAGACUAUAGGUGCAAUAAUGCUUGAUUGGAACGAGCCGGAAGAGGAAAAAGAUUUAACACCAGAUAUUAUAAUUGGAGCUGACAUUAUUUUUGAUCCUUCAAUAUUAAAACCACUUAUUAACAUACUUAAUUCAUUUUAUCAGAAAAAUAAUGAAGUUGAAAUAUACAUUCUCAGCGCUAUUAGAAAUAUAGACACUUUUAAUGGUUUUCUAGAAGAAUUAAAAUUAUCUAAUUUUCAAUUUGAAAAGAAGGAAGUAUUAAAAAGAGGGUUUGUUGACUGGGAUGAGAAUACUAAUAGAUGUUUAUUAAAAAUUUAUAGAAGUUGAUUUUUGUUUUAUAUUUCUUUAACUUCAAAUUCUUAUUA